Molecule: messenger RNA, 815 nt
Organism: Lates calcarifer (barramundi perch)
Lineage: Eukaryota; Metazoa; Chordata; Actinopteri; Centropomidae
Gene: mlnl
Product: motilin-like
Exons: 7
Coding region: 357-692 (111 amino acids)
Source: RefSeq, a predicted model, not a curated record
GCAGCAGCAUUCCAAUCUCUUCCACCUCCUUGACGGCGAACAACGCGUAGCCCGCCGCGUGCUCGAACAACACGUGUAUCAAAACCUGCGAAAGGCAAAGACGGAGCGUUAGUGAGCCAGCCUGCCAACUACUAAUCACAGGAGCAUGGAGGAGAGCCUGUUGAGGAGCGGAUGUGAGGGAGGACAGUAAAAAAGCUUAGGGAUCAGGAGAGGACUUGAUAUAAAGGCUGACUCGGACAAGCUGACGCUCAGACCGUUGGAGUUCUGCUCAUCUUAAAGCACACUUCCCCCACAAUAACUGACCAAGGCUGACACAACACACAACUACAGAGCUGUCUUGCUGUCGACGGAGCAGAAUGAGCAUGCGUGGAGCAGUGGCCGGUUGUGUGGUGCUGGUGUGCCUGGUGGCGCUGCUGGCUGAGAGAACAGAGGGACACAUCACCUUCUUCAGUCCAAAGGAGAUGAUGCUGAUGAAGGAGAGAGAAGGUAGAAAGGACAUGGAGCCUCGGUCAGAGGAUGGUCAGUUUGAAGAAGUCACCGUCCAGCAGCUUCCUCAGGUGCAGCAUGGUGGAAAUCCUGAUAAAACAGUGGAGAUUGCCGUCCGUCUUUCACCCAAACAGCUGGAUCACGUGGCUCCGAUGCUCGAGGAGAUCAUCCAUGACAUAGUGGAGGAGCGUCAGAAAGCCAAAUAGCGAGGCCGAAGACAUGAGUGGAUGAAUACGUACUGUGUAAAUUCUUCAAAAAGCACUGAAUGCUCAAAUGUUUUAUUGUAUUUUAAUGAAUCAGUCAAUAAAGGGAAGUCAUUGUGUCACUAA